This is a messenger RNA of Lepus europaeus (European hare), 1108 nucleotides long. It is a transcript of the gene TEX30, whose product is annotated as testis expressed 30. The record is from RefSeq and is a predicted model, not a curated record. NCBI's taxonomy places the organism in Eukaryota, Metazoa, Chordata, Mammalia, Lagomorpha, Leporidae. Bases 155 to 832 code for a protein of 225 amino acids. The transcript has 6 exons.
GCGCUGGCGGGGAGGCGAGGCGGUCGCUUCGAGCGUGCGACUCUGCGCCCUGAGGGGAGUGAGGGCGGGUUAGGUGCUGGAGGCUACUUGUGCCUUCGCGGGGAGAUGUCCUUUGCUUCUCAGAUGUAAUGCACUUUGUUAUUCAGCAGUGAAAAUGAAUCAUACAGAGGUUAAAUUAAAAAUACCUUUUGGAAAUAAAUUACUAGAUGCUGUUUGUUUAGUACCCAACAAGAACUUAACAUACGGAAUAAUUCUUACACAUGGAGCAUCAGGAGAUAUGAAUCUUCCUCAUUUGAUGUCACUGGCAUCCCAUCUUGCAUCUCAUGGGUUUUUUUGCCUGAGGUUUACCUGUAAAGGCCUUAAUAUUGUACAUAGAAUUAAGGCAUAUAAGUCAGUUUUGAAUUACUUAAAGACUUCAGGAGAAUACAAACUUGCAGGUGUUUUCCUUGGAGGUCGUUCAAUGGGCUCAAGAGCAGCCGCUUCUGUAAUGUGUCAUACUGAGCCAGAUGAUGCUGAUGAUUUUAUUCGAGGCCUCAUUUGUAUUUCAUAUCCACUGCACCAUCCAAAGCAGCAGAAUAAACUCAGAGAUGAAGAUCUGUUUCGUAUAAAAGAUCCUGUACUGUUUGUAUCAGGGUCAGCAGAUGAAAUGUGUGAAAAGAACUUGUUGGAGAAAGUGGCACAGAAAAUGCAAGCUCCCAGUAAAAUCCACUGGAUUGAGAAGGCAAAUCAUUCCAUGGCAGUGAAAGGACGAUCAACAAAUGAUGUUUUUAAAGAAAUAAAUACACAGAUUUUGUUUUGGAUCCAAGAAAUCACUGAGAUGGACAAGAAAUAAUUGUUGUUAGUUAAAAGCCAUGUUAUUUUGAAUACAAGUAUAGCUAAUUUGAUAAAGAGCAGUAUACCUCUUAGCAUUAUGAGGUAUAUUUUAGACUAAAGUUCUUUAAUGUUCCCAUUCUUAAACGUUUUAAUUGUGAAAUUAACAUCUUUUGAAAGCACUGUUACAGUUGUAUAAAGAUGAUGUACAAAUAUUAAAAUUGUUCUAAAUAUAAUUUAUUUUCAUUAGUAUAGUAAUUAAGGUUUUGGGAAAAAAUUAAAUGUUUGAAUUUUGUUA